Molecule: messenger RNA, 1116 nt
Organism: Cottoperca gobio
Lineage: Eukaryota; Metazoa; Chordata; Actinopteri; Perciformes; Bovichtidae
Gene: tnnc2.2
Product: troponin C2, fast skeletal type, tandem duplicate 2
Exons: 6
Coding region: 108-590 (160 amino acids)
Cellular component (GO): myosin II complex
Molecular function (GO): calcium ion binding
Source: RefSeq, a predicted model, not a curated record
UUCACUUGACGUCUAGUCUCUCUGUUGGGGUACACACGGAUUGACCACUCCUUUGGACUUUUCUUUUUUUCCUUGGAUAAUUGAGGACAAAAAGCUAAUCCACAAACAUGACUGACGCUCAACAAGAGGCCCGCUCCUACCUGAGCGAGGAAAUGCUGGCUGAGUUCAAGGCCGCCUUCGACAUGUUUGACACUGACGGUGGCGGUGACAUCAGCACCAAGGAGUUGGGUCAAGUGAUGAGGAUGCUGGGCCAGAACCCGACAAGAGAGGAGUUGGAUGAGAUCAUCGAGGAGGUCGAUGAGGAUGGUAGCGGUACCAUCGACUUCGAGGAGUUCUUGGUCAUGAUGGUGAGGCUGCUAAAGGAGGACCAGGCCGGCAAGAGCGAGGAAGAGUUGGCAGAGUGCUUCCGUGUGUUCGACAAGAACGGCGACGGCUACAUCGACAGAGAGGAGUUCGCCCUCAUCAUCCGCAGCACCGGCGAGCCCAUCUCAGAGGAUGAGGUUGAUGAGCUGAUGAAGGAUGGAGACAAGAACACCGACGGCAUGCUGGACUUUGACGAAUUCCUCAAGAUGAUGGAGAAUGUGCAGUAAAACCAGAAAGACUCAUGGACAUUCCUCCUCCUCCUCCCCAUUCUGAACGCAUCUGACACCCUCUCACACACACACACCCCCCACUCUCCCUCUCCUCUCCAUCCUUAUAGCCAUCCUCAACAGACAGCUAGGGCACCCGGCGGGGGUUGCUGGGGAGGCUACACUCUUCCCCAGCUCGCUUGUGAAUGCAUACAGCCGAUGGAUGCUGCGCUGACGCUGUACCCUGUGACAGGACGGCAAGGCUGUAAUGUGGAAAUUCACUGCACACACCUUUUGCAUGUGUUGACAGGUGUGUCAUCAGCGAUCGCCCCCGCCUGCUGAUAAAGCUCUGAUCUAGAUGUAGAUCUAGAUAGAACAGCAGCCUUCUACCUGUUUCGUAGAUCAAUUAAUUCAACAACUUCACUGUACAAAGAAGUAACAGAAUAAAUGAAUUAACACAUGCUCACUUGUAGUUGGUCUGUCAUAUUUAUGGUCUGUGUAAAAAGAUUUGUUUUGAGGAAUAUUAAUAAAAUCUGUUUGUUUCUUC